Molecule: messenger RNA, 1052 nt
Organism: Gracilinanus agilis (Agile Gracile Mouse Opossum)
Lineage: Eukaryota; Metazoa; Chordata; Mammalia; Didelphimorphia; Didelphidae
Gene: CD3G
Product: CD3g molecule
Exons: 6
Coding region: 192-746 (184 amino acids)
Biological process (GO): positive thymic T cell selection; cell surface receptor signaling pathway
Cellular component (GO): membrane; alpha-beta T cell receptor complex; external side of plasma membrane
Molecular function (GO): transmembrane signaling receptor activity
Source: RefSeq, a predicted model, not a curated record
UUGCCUUCCCUUCUUGACCCUUCCUAGAGCCCCUUUUACUCACACACAGGAGGCUAUGGUUUAGUGCUGUUGCCCUCUACGCCACACCCCAAGACCCAGCAAGCAAAUUUACAAACAAAAAGUGAGGCCAGCCUAGGUACAACUCAACAGGACCCCCCAACUGCUACCAGAGAAAAGGACCCUGGAAGAACAUGAAGUACGACUGGAGGUUGGCCGGCCUGAUCCUGACCAUCAUUCUUAUCCAGGGUAUUGUGGCCCAGACAGAGGAAGUAGGAAAGCCUGUGGACCUGGAUGACAAUCAACAAGAUGGGACUGUACUACUAACCUGCAAUUUUCAAGGGGUAGAAACUGUUCAGUGGAUUAAAGAGGGAAUGAUCCUGAAGGAAACUAAGAGAACAUUAAACCUGGGAAGUAUCUCCGAAGACCCCCAAAAUGUAUUUUGGUGUAGAAACUCAACAAAUACAACAAAGAAAGAAUCACGCCCACUUCACGUAUAUUAUAGAAUGUGCCAAAACUGUAUGAAGCUAGAUGGAGUCACUCUAUCAGGCCUAAUCUUAGCUGAAAUCAUCACUCUUUCCCUUCUUGCUGUUGGUAUCUACUUUAUUGCAGGGCAGGAUGCAGUUUGGCAGUCAAGAGCUUCAGACAAACAGACUCUGCUAACUAACGACCAACUUUACCAGCCACUCAGAGAUCGAGAAGAUGACCAAUACAGUCACCUUCAAGGGAGUCAUCCUCGGAAGAAGUGAGCUUUCAGACUCAACCUGAUGGUGCCCUUCCACUCCCCUACUUCUCCAUCCCUCCUCUGCAAUUUUGACAACUGCUUCUAAAUAAGCUUCCCCCUUUCCAGUGUGACUGUAACAAUCCAUCCCUCCUGCUCUCCACGGAUGGGCUCUGCUUAGCCAGAACACAAGCUGUGUAGUUGGACUGAUUGGGGCAGCCCCAUUCCCAAAGUGCUGGGGUCAGACUGGAUGUUAAUGGCAUUUCAAAAACACAUUUACUGGGUGCCUGUAAAUUCUUCUCCAGCAGUGUCUGGAGCAUUCUAAGGCAUUGAA